Molecule: messenger RNA, 1716 nt
Organism: Macrosiphum euphorbiae (potato aphid)
Lineage: Eukaryota; Metazoa; Arthropoda; Insecta; Hemiptera; Aphididae
Source: the annotation of a GenBank genome assembly
AUGGCUACAAAAUCGUUAAAACCCAAAGGUGGAUCAUGUUGUGCAGUAGCGACAUGCAUUAACUAUGCUGGCAAGGUGAAGCGAGAUGGAAAAACUAAUAUAUCAUUUUACAGAUUUCCAAAAGACCCAGAGUUGCAAAAGAAGUGGACACUUAAGUUUAGGAGAGGAGAUAGUAUAACUCCUAGUUUAUCAUACAUGUGUUCCGAACAUUUUAGUGAUGAUGCAUAUAUUCGAGAUCUUAAAGCCGAACUCUUAGCAUAUACUCCUAAAUUUCGUAAAUUAAAACCCGAUGCCAUGCUUACCAUAAAUUUACCAGUAGACCAUACGUCUAUACCCACAGUGAUGUAUCAUCAACAACAUCAUCUAGCCUUAAAAGUAGAAUGGAAUCAAGAAAAAAAAAACAGUAGACUUGAUAAUGAAAAAAAAAAGAGGGUUCAUUGGUCUACUGAAGACAUUUCAAAAGCGUUUACUUUGAGAUACUUCAGUAAACGAGCAUAUAGUUACGUUAAGGAUGAAUUGCAUUAUCCUUUGCCUGGUCUGUCUUCUCUCCAAAGAUCUGCAAAAAAUAUAGACAUGCGAAAUGGUAUUCGUGAGGAUGUAAUCAGAAUGAUGAAGCUUAAUGGUGAUACAUUACAGGAUUAUGAAAAACUCACCGUCUUAAUGUUCGAUGAAGUAAAAAUAUCCAGUACUAUGGAGUAUGAUGUGCUCCAUGACGAAGUAGUUGGCCCCCAUAGUCAAAUGCAAGUGGUUAUGGCUAGAGGGAUCGCUUCUCAGUGGAAACAACCCAUCUAUGUUGGUUUUGACCAGAAAAUGACAAAAUCUAUUUUUUUCAGUAUUAUUGAUAGACUAGAUCAAAUUGGGUUCAAUGUAGUAUGUUGUGUAAGUGAUUGUGGUGGUGGAAAUGUUGUCUUAUGGAAAGCUUUAGACAUAACCUAUGAAAAUCCUAUUUUCUCUACUCCAAACGAAAAAGAAAUUGUAUUUAUUCCUGAUGCACCUCAUAUUUUGAAACUUAUAAGAAAUUGGCUACUAGAUACUGGAUUUCAAAUUAAUGAACAACUGAUCAACAAAAAACCAUUAGAAAGUUUAAUAAAAAAAACAUUAUCAGAAAUUAAUAUUUGUUAUAAACUUAGUGAAGAGCAUUUAACCUGUGAAGGACCUCAGCGUCAAAAAGUAAAAUUAGCCUCACAAUUAUUGUCGCACACAACUGCAACAGCGCUUCUGCAUUAUAAGCCUAUCGAUGAUACAAACUUACUUAACGAUACUGCUAAUUUUAUUGAAUUAGUCAAUAAUUGGUUUGAUUUGUCUAAUGUUUCUCAUCCAAAUGACCAUCGAACCCCAUAUACAGCUCCUUAUGGAUUAUUUUUAGAUGAUCAAGAUGCCCUAUUAGAUAAAAUGUACAACACAUUUUUGUUAAUGAGAUGCAAUGGAAAAUAUGGUCUUCAGAUUUUUCAAAAGGCACUUCUCAUGCACAUAAAUGGGAUGAAACUACUUUUGAAAAUUGUUCGAGGUCAUGGAUUAAAGUAUAUUCUAACUAGUAAGGUUAAUCAAGAUGCACUGGAAAACCUAUUUUCACAACUACGGACUAGGGGUGGGUUAAAUGACCAUCCGUCUCCUUUGAAUGCCUUAUAUAGACUUCGCAUGAUAAUAUUGGGAAAAAACCCUGGUGUAACUUCUAAUCGAACUAAUACCACUAACCUUAUAAUUACCUUAUUAUAG